AGGCGCAAAAGGAUCUAGGAGGUCAGUGUUCCAGAAACUGGGACACGAAGGAAGGAACCAGAACUGACCGGCCAAAGAGCGGUUGGGGGGUGGAGACAAUCUCAGUGAGUGCCUUGGACUAGAUGGGGAGAGGGGCCGGACGACCUGGUCGGACUUGGCGAAUCGAACCACCCCCUCGUGAUGAACCCCAGCACAGCCGGGCGCCCCUGGAGGAGGAGGAAGCGGAAAGUCAUCCGAGGCACACGGUCCGGACACACGCUGAGCAACCCAGGGACCGUGUGGGCCGGGUGGAAGCUCGAUUUGAGAAGUUACAACGAUGGGUAGACCGGGACGAAAAGAAGAAAGUCUUGCUGAAUGGAUCUCCAUUCACUGACCGGGUGCAUGAGACCCCGUUCCUUAAAAGGGCAAAGCUUGAGGUCCCAAAAUUCACCGGUAAGGAGGAUCCGGAAGUACACAUCAAAACCCUCCACCAAAGCGACAGAAUGAUGGGUCUUACCGGGGACGAAAAGUGUUUGCUUUUCUUCCAAACACUCCACGGCCGAGCCACCGAGUGGUUUCACAACCUCCCGACCGGUGAGAUCAAUUCUUUUGAUGAACUGGCCGAGGUAUUCCAGGGGAAGUUCAAAGAAAAUUGUACCAAGAGGAAAAAAUUUACCUACUUGAGUACAGCCGGGCAGAGGGAGCACGAGGAUCUGACCAAGUUCCUCACUCGGUGGAAAGAUGAGGUUGAUAAGGUGGAGGAGAUUGAUGACAAAACCGCUAUGUCCCUCAUGGUCUCCGGGCUCCGUUCCGAAGAAUUGUACAAAGAAUUCUGCAGGAGACCUCCUCAGUCCUACCAAGAGGCCUACAACACGGCUUCGGAUUAUGCAGAUGCUGAGGCUCAGGUUUCUUCCAAGAGGGAAGCCGAGCAAGGCCACCCUAGGGGAAGGACUACCGUGAAGAAGGAAGUUGAACUGCCCGGCAAGGUAAAGGCGGAAGUGAUGGAGGUAAAACCUAUGAAGACAGAAAAGAGACCAGCCGGAGAGAAGCAGUGGACAGAAAAGUACUGCUCUUUCCACAAGACGAACUCCCAUAAAGCUGAGUGCAAUAGUGUUAAGGGGGUGAUAAAACAAAUUAUCGAGGUUGGGGAACUCGAUCAACAAUACCUAGCCCACGCGAAACAGAAGAAAAACCAGUGGAUUCGGCCUGAAGGACAACCGGCUGAUCAAAACAAAAAGAAGAAAGCAGCCGGUAAAGAGCACUUACAUAUGAUUUACGGGGGACCAGAGGGAGGAGAUUUUGCUUCUCAAAGAAAGAAGUGGGGGCGUGAACUCUACGUGGGGACAGUUGCCCUAGAUCCCCGGCAGAAGGAAACUAUACGGGAGCCGAUUACUUUCACGGACCGAGAUCUUCCCGCCACCGGGGAAGAUCACAAUGAUCCUCUGGUCAUAACCAUGGGCAUGGGUGGAGUUGACGUCUCCCGGGUACUCAUCGACACGGGCAGUAGUGUCAACGUUUUGUACCUAGAGGCCUUUGAGAAACUUAAGCUGUGCCAAACACGGCUUGAGCCAUUAAAAACUCCCCUAUCUGGGUUCACUGGGGACUCUGUUGAAGCCGAAGAGUCAAUCCUCUUAACAUGCGAACUGGGCACGGGGGACAAAGUUAUACAAAAGCAGAUGAGGUUCGUGGUGGUGAACAUCACAUGUGUUCACAAUGCCAUCCUGGGCCGGCCAGGAAUUAACAAAGUCUGUGGAAUCAUCUCCAUGGCCCACCUGUGCAUAAAGUUCUAUACACCGGGCAGUAUAGGACAAGUCAGAGGAGAUCAGAAGAAAGCCUGGUGUUGUUAUCUUGAUGCCGUGAAGAAGAUGACAAAGGCAUUCGAGAGGGUCACCCUGGUUUCUCAGGAGGAAGACCGGUCGAAGUUAGAACCGGGUGAUGAGACUGAGCAGAUUGUUCUCCGGGAGGCGUUCCCAGAGAAAAUGCCACUUGGACCAGUCCUCCACAACUCAACUUCUUCAGGAAGGAUGAUCAAGUGGGCAAUGAUGCUCACCCAGUUCAAAAUCGAUUACAAACCUCGAACCGUAAUCAAGGGCCAAGCCCUGGCCGACUUCCUGGUUGAACUGACCGGUCUGGAGCAUGAAGCGGGACCAUCCCAUACGAUCGAACCGUGGUGGGACAUGGCCGUUGAUGGGGCUUCUGGGCCGAAGGGAUGUGGGACCGGGAUAGUUUUUACUACUCCUAAAGGAUUCAAGAUCUACCAUGCCUUGGUUUUUAACUUCAAGCUUACCAACAUUGAGGCGGAGUAUGAGGCACUGGCCGGCGGACUCAGGUUAGCCCGAGCACUUGGUAUCAAGAGAAUGAAGAUCCGGUUUGAUUCAAGCCUAGUUGUCGGACAAGUUAAUGGAGAAAUGAAAGUAAAAGAAGAACGCCUCGCCCGGUAUAGUGAUCUAGUCCGAGCUCUUUUGAGAGAGUUGGAAGAAUUCUGUCUAACUAGGAUACCCCGGUCAAAAAACACUGAUGCUGAUAUGCUUUCCAAGUUAAUGCAAGCUUGCCUGGAGCAUGUAUCAAACUUGGCUAAAAUUGAGAUAUUGGACCAACCGAGUGCUGACCGGUUGGAGGUCGCGGCUGUUCAGCAAGGUCAGAGCUCGGCUGAAGAAGUGAUUGAAGCGGAUGAUGAGUGGAGAUACGACUUCAUGGAAUACUUGAUGAUCGGCUAGAAACCGGACGACGAAGAGCGGGCUAGGAAGUUAGU
Cuscuta campestris is the source of this 2731-nucleotide messenger RNA. NCBI's taxonomy places the organism in Eukaryota, Viridiplantae, Streptophyta, Magnoliopsida, Solanales, Convolvulaceae. The record is from the annotation of a GenBank genome assembly.